AUGCCAUUGAUCAACCAUGAAAUUCCAAGCCUACCCUGGGAAUUUGUGGGAGCCGACAUAUACUAUCACAAUGGCACCGAGUACUUGGUGGUUGUUGACUUUUAUUCUUUCUUUUUUGAAAUCAGGCCUGUGAAGACGACAGCCGACAAGGUGAUUGCUGCUUUCGCAGACAUAUUCGCCACUCAUGGCUUCCUGCAGCGCCUAUGCACGGACAAUGGACCGCCAUUCAGCAGCCAGAGCUUUCGUGAAUUUGUCGGUAAGAUUGGCUUGCACCAUGUUCGUUCCAGUCCGUAUCACCCUCGAUCAAACGGAAUGGCUGAACGUGCUGUGCAAGAAGCCAAAAAAUUGCUGAAGAGGUAUCGGUACGGCACAGUGGAUUUUUGUGCUGCAUUGCUGGAGUGGAGAAACACGCCUCGCGAUUCCUAUUUGAAAUCUCCCAUGCAGAGACUCAUGGGCCGGCAGGCGAGGACGCUGCUACCAGUCACAGAAACCCACCUGCGACCGCAGACCAUACCCCCUGAGGAGGUUCAACGGCGGCUCCACGACAUCAGAAGUAGACAACGUUCCUUCUACAACAGAGGUACUAGGCCGCUACCAGGAAUUCCCGAUGGCUCCCGCGUCACAGUGUACAACGUGCCAUCAAAGACCUGGUCCCCUGCUACGGUUGUCAAGCCUGCCAACACUCCGAGAGCCUACAUUGUCGAGACCGAAGAUGCAGCGCACCAGAGAACAUCUCCGUCUGGCCCCCGCUCCACUGGUGCCCCCCACACAAGAACAUCAAGCCGACGUGGGCCCCACAGAGCCACAACUGCGCAGAAGCGAACGUAA
Messenger RNA from Rhipicephalus sanguineus (brown dog tick), 828 nucleotides. RefSeq lists its product as uncharacterized. Gene Ontology annotation, biological process: DNA integration. Lineage: Eukaryota; Metazoa; Arthropoda; Arachnida; Ixodida; Ixodidae. Gene Ontology annotation, molecular function: nucleic acid binding. The record is from RefSeq and is a predicted model, not a curated record. The transcript has a single exon. Bases 1 to 828 code for a protein of 275 amino acids.